UUAAACUUUUGUGGAUUUGUUUUGUGAAGUGAAUUUCGAUUUUUUGAGAAAAAAUAUAGCUAGAAGACAUGGGAAAGAAGAAGAAUAAGAACAAGGUGAGCGGCGCAGUGAAGACCGCAGCUAAAACGGAGAAGAAAUUAGCGAAUAAACUUAAGAAAGAGCUCGCUAACCUGGGUGAGGAAGACAUAGCUAAAGUUAUAGCAGAGAUAGAGCGUGAGGAGGCCAAGAGAUCACAACCUACUGAGAAGACUCUCCCUGGGCCUCCGACUGCAAGGGCGUAUGCGUCCCUUACUCCACACCCCACUAACAAUGAGCUGAUCAUGUUUGGUGGAGAAUACCAUGAUGGACAAAAGACAAUAGUAUACAAUGAGCUGUUGUUCUUCAACCCGGAGAAGGGCACGUGGCGGCAGGUGAAGGCGCCGGGUGCUCCGCCACCGCGCAGCGCGCACCAGGCGGUCGCUACGCCCGCUAACAAAGGUGAGUUGUGGAUAUUUGGGGGAGAAUUCACCAGCCCUUCAGAAACACAGUUCCAUCAUUAUAAGGAUCUCUGGUGCUUCUCGUUGGCUGACAAGAAGUGGGAAAAGGUGGUAGCACCAAAUGGCCCGUCUGCGCGCUCCGGGCACCGCAUGGCGCUCCUCGGCCGCAAGUUAGUCGUGUUCGGAGGCUACGCCGACGACGGCCGCGACUGCAAGUACUUUGACGAGCUGUACUCCUUCUGUCUGGAUACCAGGACGUGGGGCAAGCUGACCCCCAGUGGGCGAGGCCCUAGUGCCAGGUCCGCUUGUGUCAUGAUGCCCCAUGGGAACGAUUCGCUGAUCAUAUACGGCGGUUUCUCUCGCGUGCGGGAAGGGCGUACGGAACAAACACUCACGCACACAGACAUGUUCCGCCUGUGCGGUAAGAACGGCGGGUUCACGUGGCGCGCGCAGAACGCGGGGGCCUUCGCGCCCCCAGCUCGCGCCGGACAGGCCGCCGCCGUCAACGUACACGGCGGGAGGGGAUACGUGUUCGGGGGAGUCAGUGAUGUAGAAGAAACAGAAGAAGAUCUCCGCGGGGAGAUGAGCGACGACCUCCAGCUGCUUGACCUGGAGACUGGCAAGUUCCAUAACGUGACACUGCGCAGCGAGCAGCCGGCACAGCCGUCCGCCCAGCAGGUGGAAGAGAGUGAGACGCCGCAAGAGACUGUCAAAGUGGUAGAUGAAGUGUUCACUAUGAAGCUGGGCGGCCCGUCCGCCCCCGCGCCGGCCGCCGCGGCGCCCCCCUCCCCCGCGGCCCCCCGCGGGGGCCCGUGCGCGCGCAUGUCCGCCAUGUUGGCCGUGCAGCGCUCCGUGCUCUACGUGUACGGAGGGAUCUUGGAACGAGACGAGAAGCAGUUCUAUUUGAGUGACAUGUAUUGUUUAGAUCUGCACAAGCUAAAUGAAUGGAAGACACUAAUAGAGCAACCGACCCUGCCGGCGUGGCUCGGCUCCGACUCUGAAGACGACGGCUCUGGGGACAGCGAGGAGAGCGAAUCCUCUGAUGAUGAGGAGGAUUGAGGUCAGAGAAACUAUGGACGACUGCUUAUUAUAAUACUAUCUCGAAAUUCCUAGCAAUAAUAUUCGAGACUUAGGGUGGUGUUAAUAAACUAAUCUCAGCUUCGAGACUGCCCUCAAGAUCAUGUCAAUGUGACAGUUCUCAUAUAAAAACAGAGACUUGAGCAUGAUCUUGAGGGCAGUCUCAGCUGAGAUUCGUUUAUUAAUACCAUACUAAAACUAAACAUAACAUAGCAUCACAUAGCAUCCUCGAAUAAUUUUUCAAUGUAUUUUUCUCUUAGUGAUGCUUCUUACAAUUUCGAUGGCAUUCAGUUUUUUUAAACCAGUAUUUUGCCGCCCGGAAAGUAUUCUCGAGGUGAUGCUAUGUCAUAUUUUUAUCCCCGAAGGUGUAGGCAGUGUAUACAGGGUCUUAAUGACAUCGUAACGAAUACUGAGGGGGAAAAAUCAAGUGGAAUUUUCCAUCGCGAAGGUAAAAAAAAAUAAAUAAUAA
Molecule: messenger RNA, 2022 nt
Organism: Pectinophora gossypiella (pink bollworm)
Lineage: Eukaryota; Metazoa; Arthropoda; Insecta; Lepidoptera; Gelechiidae
Product: kelch domain-containing protein 4
Exons: 9
Coding region: 69-1535 (488 amino acids)
Molecular function (GO): protein binding
Source: RefSeq, a predicted model, not a curated record